Solanum verrucosum is the source of this 559-nucleotide messenger RNA. Its product is annotated as pathogenesis-related protein PR-1-like. The record is from RefSeq and is a predicted model, not a curated record. The transcript has a single exon. Gene Ontology annotation, cellular component: extracellular region. Bases 1 to 546 code for a protein of 181 amino acids. NCBI's taxonomy places the organism in Eukaryota, Viridiplantae, Streptophyta, Magnoliopsida, Solanales, Solanaceae.
AUGAAUUCUUACUAUUUUUUUGCCCCUCUUUUGCUACUAUCCAUUAUUUCAACAACCAUCAAUGGCCUCACUCAACAACAAAGUGGCUAUGUAAUGCAAACAUACACAAAUUAUUACAACAACAACAACAAUUUGAUUCAACAAUUUUUGGCUCCUCAAAAUGCAGCUCGUUCAAUGCUUAGGCUAAGACCAUUAGUAUGGGACAAAAAAUUGGAGAAUUAUGCAAAAUGGUACGCAAAUCAACGAAGGUAUGAUUGUCAAUUACAACAUUCUAAUGGACCUUACGGCGAAAAUAUAUUUUGGGGGGGAGGGGAUGGUUGGUCGCCAAUCCAGGCUGUAGCAGCCUGGGUUGGCGAACGAAGUUCGUACAACUAUGGGUACAAUAGUUGUAGUGGGGAAGAAGAAUGUGGACACUAUACACAAAUUGUGUGGAGAGAGACUAGAAGAAUUGGUUGUGCAAAAGUUACUUGUUAUAAUGGCUUGGGAGUUUUUAUGACUUGCAAUUAUGAUCCUCCUGGUAAUUACAUUGGUGAAAGACCUUACUAAACCUUAUUUUUUU